CACUGAUAGGUGGCACUGUUAGGCGGCACUGAUAGGUAGGACUGACGGGCGGCACUGAUGCACACUGAUAGGCGGCACUGACUGCAUUGAUAGGUGGCAUUGAUGUGCAUUGGUAGACACUGAUGGGCACUGGCAGGUGGCAUGGAUGAGCACUGAGAGCUGGCACUGAUGAACACUGACGUGUGGUACUGCUGGGGCUACACAAAUCAUCAGGGCACACUGAUCAUCAGUGCCCUGAUGAACACUGUCAGCGUGACAGCUCGUGAGGAGAGAAAUGCCGAUAACCGGCAUUUCCCUGUUUACAUGUGGUCAGCUGUGAUUGGA
This is a messenger RNA of Staurois parvus, 324 nucleotides long. The record is from the annotation of a GenBank genome assembly. Lineage: Eukaryota; Metazoa; Chordata; Amphibia; Anura; Ranidae.